GCUCUCGCCUCCUCCGGAGGACUAUGGCGCUGCUGUCCCCGCUGCUGCCCCUGUCUCUGCGGCUCUGUGCUCGGUUCGGUUCAGAUGUUGGCGGCUGUGGGUCGGGGCCCGGGGGCGGCCCGCGGAGCGCGGGGCCCGCUGUAGCCGUUAGCCGUUAGCCCUGUGUGUGUUAUGUAAGAGCGGAGCUAACAGGCUAAGCUAACCGCGGCUAACGCGGCAGCUAACGCGGUACCAGCGGAGAGAUGACGGAGCCGCGGGACGCCGCUCCGGACUUUGUCCUCAUGCGGCUCGUGCACGCGGACGAGUACGCGCGCCUGGACGAGCGCGAGGACGGGUUCGUGCCCGUGAAACCCGCGCGGGACUCCGGCGGAACCGGGUCCGGUACCGGUAGCCCGGGAGGCCGCGCCUCAUCCCCGCCCUACAGCUCCCCUCUACCCGGGAAAGGAGAGCCCACGGGCGGCCUGGAGCCUCCGCACAGCCCGCUCCACAGACCCGCCCCUGAGCCCGGACCCGCGGAGGCCCAAAUUAUGGUCCUGCAGAACCUGCUCCGGACCGAACCUGGAACCAGCGCCUCCUCCGCGGCCACAGACUCUGUGGGCUCCUGGCUCCAGGCGUCUCCUCAGAGCUCAGAUCCAAACGGAGCUUUCUCGAUGUGGCCCCCAGCGCUGUUGGACCAGGCCCUAAGACUCGGUCUGCUUGACCCAAGGACCACCCCCAGACUGAUUGUUCCUGAGGGCAGUUCUUCCUCUGGCCCCUGGGAGGCCCUGGGGGGGCAGGACUCUGUCGUCAUGGCACUGGCAAGACGUUUGGGGCAGAUGGGCGAUGCAGCGGGAAACUGCUCCUGCCACAGCUCCACCCACAAUCCCGCCCACAACUCUACCCCCGGGAGGAGCCAACCCGACGGUCUACAUGCGAGUGCCGCCCUGUUGGUGCUGGAGGGGCUGAGGGCGGGGCUAGACUCAGGGGGGGAGGGGCCACAGAGGGGGGAGGGGCUACAGACCACACUGAACCGGAGUCUAGACCGAAUCUCAGAUCAUAGGACGGACCAGGUCUCAGAGCAGGUCCCAGAGCGUGGGUCCAGGUCUCAACCUCAGAGCAGAGCCUCCACGCCCAAACUGUCUGUGGCCUCUGGGGGGCGCUCUCUGUCUCCUCUGCUCCCGGAACUCGACAAACCCUCUUCCAGAUCUCGGGGUAAGUCCAGCAAAGGCUCUCUGAAGCUGCGCCUGUCCAAACUGUUCCGGACCCGGAGCUCUGGAUCUGGAGCAGGACUCACGGACAAACGGCCAAGCCUCACCUCCUCCACCUCCUCUGGGGGAAGUCUACUCGAUGUGUGGGGGUCCGGCUCCAGCACCCACGACCAGGACCCAGCCAGGUUGCAGGUGUCCAGACCCCUCAGUGCCUUCUCCCCGGUGCCGUUCACUCCUGCCUUCACCGGUGAGACGGUGUCCCUGGUUGACGUGGACAUUUCUCGGAGGAGCGCUCUUCAUCCUCCCACUCCUCCUCCUCCUCCUCGCCGCAGCCUCAGUCUCCUCGAUGACUUCGCAGUCCCGCCUCCUCAGAGCUCCUUCCUGGAACGUGGAGGGGGCGUGUCCAUGCAGUCCUUACCUCCCCGGAGCCUGGUGCUGCCCCCUGCUGUUGGUUCCAUGCAGCACAGCCUCAGCCUCAACGACGCGUUUCUUCGAGGUUUGCCCCGCCCCAUUCCUCUGCGCACUGACACACGCCCACCGCCAAGACCCUCCCCCCGCUGCCCCCUUAGCCAAUCAUACGCCACGGCCCGCUGCCUGCUCAGCCAAUCAGACGCCAACAGCUUCGCCACCAGUCUCAGAGAACUGGAAAAGUGUGGUUGGUACUGGGGUCCGAUGACCUGGGAGGACGCGGAGGCGAAGUUAAAGGAGAAGCCGGACGGGUCGUUUCUGGUCAGAGACAGUUCUGACCCGAGAUACAUCCUGAGUCUGAGCUUUAGGUCCCAGAACAUCACACACCACACCAGGAUGGAGCACUACAGAGGGACGUUCAGCCUGUGGUGUCACCCUAAGUUUGAGGACCGUUGUCACUCUGUGGUGGAGUUUAUCGAGAGAGCCAUCGCUCACUCCAAAAACGGAAAGUUCCUGUACUUCCUGCGCUCCAGAGUCCCAGGCCUCCCUCCCACCCCGGUGCAGCUCCUGUAUCCUGUCUCCAGGUUCAGUUCAGUGAAAACUCUGCAGCAUCUGUGUCGCUUCUGCAUCAGACAAACUGUGAGGAUCGACCACAUCCAGGAGCUGCCCCUGCCCACGCCUCUGAUUUUGUAUCUGAGGAAGUUCUACUACUACGACGCAGAAGAGGAGGUGAAGGAGCAGGGCCGGACGUAGCAGCUGAGUUUUUCAGAUUGUCCUCAUUGUGGAUCGUCUGAAUCGGCCAAUCAGCUCACAGAGACAAGGACCCGCCUCCAACCUGCAGCCAGUCCGCUCGCCCCGCUUGGCCUCGUCCAAUCAGCGGCUCUCAGAUGAUCCGUCCUCCCAACGAGCUCUGUGAUUGGCUGGUCGACCCAGAGGGGGAGGGGCUACGGGGAUGUGGAGACCGCACUUUUUGAUGAUGUCAUCGCUGGGACGAUUUUUAAAAACUCAAAACUGGACUCAAGUUACCUCCGGGACCAGGACCGAGUCUGCAAGAGCAAGUUACUGAUGUUUCCAGAGAGAUGAACAAUUAUGGAUGUUGAACCAGGACUGAACCAGGACUAAACCGGGGACUAAACCUGGAUUAAACUAGUACUAAACUAGGUCCAACCCAAGUCUAAACCAGAUAUAAAUCAGGAGUAAACCAGGUUUUCACUUGGUCUAAUCCAGGACUAAACCAGGUCUAAACUAGGUCUAAACCUGGACUAAAUCAGGUCUUGAUCAGAGUAUCACAGACUCUGUCAUCACUGCAAAUACUACUACUACUACUACUACUACUAGUAGUACUGGUACUAAAACUGCUAUUACUACUGUUACUGUUUCUUCCACAUCUCCUGCUACCUGGACGACUUCUCCUGGUACUUCUCCUGGUACUUCUCCUGGUACCUCUCCUGGUACUUCUCGUGUUGGUUUGAAGUUGAUGAAAACUGUUUCUGAAAAAGCACUUUUCUUCUCAUUAUUUAAAUAUUUCUUAUAAUUUUAUUUUGAAAAGAACCACGUUUUUUUGUUGUCAUGGUGAUAGACGCGAGUUUGCACUUUUAUUUUGUGGCAGCUGUUUGUGUUCAAAUGUUUUAAUAAUUAUCGCGUUUUUCUGAAGGCUCAAGGCUCCGGAGGUGACAAAAAUAAAGACCAAAAACUACGUUUCUAUCAAACAGAACUAAGAUGGCGGAUGUAACACAGGACCCAGGAUCGGGACUAAACCAUGUCUAGAAUCUGGACCUGGAUUGAACUGGGACUAAACACAAACUCUUGAAAGACGCUAAGGAUUGUGGGAUUUUUAGGAAGAUUAUGUCACGCAGAUUUCUGUGAAAAAUG
Molecule: messenger RNA, 3467 nt
Organism: Periophthalmus magnuspinnatus
Lineage: Eukaryota; Metazoa; Chordata; Actinopteri; Gobiiformes; Gobiidae
Product: suppressor of cytokine signaling 7-like
Exons: 13
Coding region: 243-2348 (701 amino acids)
Biological process (GO): phosphatidylinositol phosphate biosynthetic process; intracellular signal transduction
Cellular component (GO): phosphatidylinositol 3-kinase complex
Molecular function (GO): 1-phosphatidylinositol-3-kinase regulator activity
Source: RefSeq, a predicted model, not a curated record